CACGCACUAUUGCUUCUAACAAGAUUUGAAACACAGUGACGCGCGAUGAGUAGUCUCGUUCAAUCCCAAGCAGCUAGUCAACAAGAGAAGAAAAGAACACCAAAAUGCGCACGAUGCAGAAACCAUGGCUUCGACUCUAUUUUGAAAGGUCACAAAGGUUUCUGUCGUUGGAGAGACUGUCUAUGCCCAAAGUGUAUGUUGAUUGCCGAACGACAGCGCGUACUGGCAGCUCAGGUUGCGUUGCGUAGACAGCAAAUGCAAGAACUCCGUGAUCCUUUACCGCCAGGAGACUUAUUCACAGCCCUUGCAAGACAUGAAGAAAAUGACGAAUAUUGCAGUACUAGUCCAGUGGAUAGAAGUCGAUCAGAAGACAAGGAAAGCGUCGAAAUAACAGUGGCAAGUCAAGGUAGUAAUUAAAGACAAAUUGUUAAAGGAAAUUGGAAAUAUACAAACUUUUUAUAAGUUUUGAUUUAAAAUGUCGCAAUUAUCGCGAUUUCUAAUUCCCAAAACGAUGUAUUCUAAAGUUUAUUUUAUGUACACUACAUAUGGCAAAGUGUAUCAUCAGCACUCGUACCGCGCAGUUGGAUUUACUUUAGUUGCUACAAAAUUACACUUUAUAAUGACUUCAGUCUUGAACCCAUUUUAUUACAAUAUUGACUAUUACCCAAACAGAACCUUAAAUGAAUCAAUAUUUUUAGUCAUUCAACCAAUAACUCGGUUUUCUUCUUAGCAGUUUAGCUUGUUUUUUUUCCCCAGUAAUUCAAACAUCAAGAAUUUAAAUUUAAACAGAGAAUCGAAGUACAGACGAAUCAGAUCAUUUUGAACAUUUUCGGUCGUAUUUAGCAAUAGUCAAGUACAAUUAAUUGUUUCACGUUUACUUAAUUUUACAAAGGAAACAUGAAUAAUUUCUGCUUCGAACACUUUAUUUCCAAAUACGCUUUAAAUGUAUAGUCGACAUUUUAUGACUUAUAUUGUCACAAAAAACGUGUUCCCGGCUUAUAUUAUAAUUUACCGAUUCCUUACUCUAUUUUGUUCGGCAGUUAUUUUUAACAAAUUUCAUGUAACAAUAAAAUGCACUGAAUUUGUACAUUUAAAACCAGGAAAAACCAACAUGAAUAAUACCCAAUAUAUUAUACUAUUGUAUAUAAUACCGAAAAUGUAACAAUGUGUCGUCUCUAAAAGAUACGCGCAGCUAUUAAAGUAAAAAUGUCGCUGCAUUUUAUUCUCAUGACUCGUGAGACACGAAUGAAAUGCAUCUUUAUUGCGCAAACCAAGAAUAUACCUGCAUUUUACUAUGAGAUCGUACAAAAUUUGUUCAAAUAAACGGGUAGUGUUUUCACCAUAACUUGUAACAUUUUUGACCUAGAUCUUGAAGUGAAACGAGAGACGCAGUCACCCGUUGAGAACAGACGAUCUCCCAUUGAAACAGAAAACAGAGGACAUGAUUCAACGUCAAUGGCAAGCUCUGCGCAACCUGAAUACAACAAACUAGGUAAGUUAGGGUAACCAUACAUCUAUAAAUCAAAAAACGCCCAGAAAUAUUAAAAACCUGCUAAAAGAAACCAGAAUCUUAUCUUGAACUCUAGAUUGCAAUUUUAUUGCAUUUUGCACAUCAGAUUUUUAAAGAAAGUCAAAAAUAGAUGUGAUAAAAAUAUUUGGUCAGAAAGGAUAAUACAUUUAUAAACUAUAUAGUCUUUAGUUUAUCAGCAAUAAGAACGAGCGUCAUUCUUUAAAAAUCUAGACAAGAAACCUUGAGGCAGGUGAAAGUGCAUUAUUAAACAAUACAAAGCUUGUUUGCAUAGAUAAAAUACACUUAAAAAUAUAUUAUACCCAAAUCAAUUUAGACUCAGUAGGGGCAAAGGACGUCACGCUACGACAGUGUAUAAUUAAGUGAAAAAAACCGGAUAGUUAUUUUGCUUUGCGUAACAAUAUAAUUAGUCCAGCUUUUCGCCACAUUGCACAAUUCUCAUAGGAAAUUUUCCUUAAUUUUCGAGUUAAUUUCGAAAAAUGUUUCGACUGAUUGUUCCUUUAAUUUUAGCUCCGGCGCCGAUUCUCUUCAAUCGCGAAAUGUGUCCAAGUAAUUGUACAUGUUCAGCCUUCCGUCCGUUUAACACUGCCCCUUUUCACGGUGAGUGUAAACUUUUAUUAAUUAUUCAUUGAUUUGCCCUUGAAGUCUAGUUUUCUUAUCACUGUGCACAACAUGCACUUUAACAAUUACAAAAGCCACAGUAUGCAUUGGUAUAAUGUAUCAUGCACAUUCACUUUUGCAGUGUUUGCCUUGGCCAGUUACUCAAAGUAAUAUAAUAUAUCAUAGCAGUAGUGAAUACAAAAAAAGAAUGCUCCGCUAUUAAUGUUAAAUUGCUUAUGAGUUAUUCCACACAAUUCCAGUUAUUCCACGUUAUUCCACACAAGCAACCUCGUAGAAUUCAUUCAAUGCGACCUCAAAAAACACAGUCUAUUUUGAAUCGCACACUAUUUCACUCUCGAAUUAAAAUUUCAAAGUUGAAUGUUAAAAUUUAACUCCUGGGGUUCUUUUUAAACUACAGCCUACAGGGGCGCCACAGUGAAUGCUAUAAUAUAAAGUAGAGUCACCGCAUUUAGUUUAAUUUAAGUUGCUUAUUCAAAAGAACCGCAGGUGAAUAAUUGAAAACUUGCGCCAGAAGUUUAGGUUUUCGACGCUAUAUGAACAGCAAUUUUAAACAAAUAUCAAUUACAUUAACACAGUUGUGGUCUAAACUAGUUAUGCAGAAGAAAAACAGAAUAUUCUUUGAAUAAAAAAUUAAAAUGUGUGCAACAUACACAGGCGGUGUCAGUGGGAUAAAGAAGUAAAACAUUGUAACUUAUAUUUGUACAUUGUUGCAGUAUCCAACCGUUUUCAACAGAUAUCUUUUAAAACACCUGAAGUAAAUCAGGCAGUGAUGUUAAAUUCUAGAGUAGAAAAUGCACGUGCUCAGCUAAGGAACACAGACACGCACUUCUGAUGUUUAAAUAGAACUCUGUUAAGUGUUAUCUUAUCAUGUGCGAAGUUAAAGGGUUCGUUUUAUCUCUAAAUCUAUACAUACAUAUGCGGCUUAGUCAGCACAGUUGGGUAAAUGACUUACGCCAAACAGUAAAUGAGCUUAAGUUUAAAGUUUACAAGUUCAUCUUUACUCUCAUUUUGCAUACUUUCUCAAGCUACAAGUAACAAGUUAUAUGUAUACGUUCAAAUUGUCGUGAUAAACGCCAACGAUUUUCUCUUGAUUUUACUGAUAAGGAACAAUAAAUCAUUUCUGUUCAUAAAAGCACUCCCAUUGACUUUGAUCGUAUCACGACCAAUUGCUACGACUGCGAUUAAAAACAAUAUAUAUCUUUUGUUUUAAGGACAAUUUUAUAGCCUACGUAACAAUCUUGAAAAAUGGGGUAGGCGUUCUGUAGCACAUUAUCAGAUGUUGCACAUUAGAUGAAUGAAGCGUAUGCACAGAUAAAUAUUGUCAAACUAAUUGUUGCCCACGUCUCAGAUAUGAACUCAAUAUGAUAUUUAUAAUUUGUAUAUUCGAACUUCAAGUUUAAAAUGAAAAACGAUUUUUUAAAUCCUUUUAAUUUAGUAUCUCAAAACUACUACAUACUUAAUGUUAGUUUCUAAAUGAAAGUAUCAAGUAUCAACAUAGACUGCAUUUACAACUGAAGCUGUUCAAUGAUCGCAUCUGUUGUUUUUAAGGAGUUUGUAUUUUCACAACAAGAUGCAACGAGUUUUCGGCAUCUUUGAAAUUUAAAUUUAAAGAGAGCUUGACGUUUCUGUGCAAACCUUGGCCAUAUGUAGACAUAUGUAAAAUAGGAAGUUAAGCAUUUCCAAGUAGUUUGUCUGCGAUAUGUUACUUUUUAAACCAGAUGUUUAAAUUGAAUUCUGUACACUUUGUCCAAGAUCUUUGACUUUGUAUAAAGUAGCCGGAAAAACAAUUUAAGUAGUAUAUUGGCUGAAAUAUAAAGUAUAUAGCGCUUCUAAUGCUGAUUUUGCAACAUGAUACACUAUAGUCGUAUCGUAUUUCUACCUUUGAACGACAAUUUUUGGCAAAACUAAACGCAGAUUUUUCUGCAAGACCCAACAUGCACGCAAACACACACAUAUCACAAACUAGAAACUUAUAUAGGUCGCCUUAUGUUGCAUGAGCGUGGCUUGAUUUUUUUACAAAAAACUCGACAGGGUUUUACUACAUAUUAUACUCUCCUGAGUCAUGACGCCAUGCAUGCAAUGCCUAAUUUUAAAAUUAUUUUUGCGAUUAAUCCAACCCCUUGAAUUAAACAGUUUGCCUCUUAGCAGAUGGCAAGCCUCUAUCUACACCGUUCUCCUCUGGACAAGAGACUCAGGAAUAGGUAUUGCAUGCACGUGCUGUCUGUCUCGUGUUCUAACACACCUCAAUUUUCGCUUCAGAUUUAAAACGACGACUAUUUCCUGAUACAAUACAUGAAGACCGAGCUCGUUCUCAAGACAUCGCAUACCCUGGUGAACAGUCCUACGCUGAAAAGAAACGACGACUUUACGACUACGACGUGUUCAACCGAGUACCAAUCGCAGCACCAUCGGCAGCUCUUCGGAGUUUCCCGGCUAGACAUCGACUAUCAAAUACCGAACUACUGUUGCGUAUUUUCCCCAAAAUGAAAGCGAAUGUUUUACAAUUAAUCUUGCAAGCUUGUGGUGGAGAUGUGAUUCAAGCCAUUGAACAGAUACUAAGCAAACAUAAACCUGAUACUAUUAAUCAUUUCACUUCAGCGCAUCUUGCUGCUUUACAAAAUCAUGAACUAUCUAAAGACUUACAUUUGAGACCAGAUGCGUUCAAUUUCCCGCGAAACGAGGGCUUCUUCCCAGGAUUCACAGGUUCAGCAUUCUCUCCGCUGAGCGUUUACCCAAAAUACCAACUACCAGUGGGACCGUAUCCACUGAGAGCAAAAUAUCACGAGGAUACCGCUGGUCCGCGUAUACAGCCAUACAAUGUGGAUUCACAUGAUUACGUCACUGGUAGUUCUGUUCCCCCAAUGAGCUCGAAAAGUGACGAAGACAAUGACAAAAAUGAGGACAAGAAUGACAGCAAUUAAAAUACGAAAGAACAAUUGAUAUUUGUAAAUAUUAAAAUGUGUAACUGUAAAUACAAUGUAUAGAAUAGAAUAAAAUCAAAAGUUAAGUAAAACUAAUCGGCUUGUUUUGGGUUGUGUUUUGGGGGAGAUACGCUCAUUUAUCCGGGAAAGCUUCCGAUCAGUAAGACCAGAUCGAUGAUGAAUUUGUUUGUUUUGCUUGUAAAACUUAGUUGUUAAAACUAGC
This is a messenger RNA of Paramuricea clavata, 5293 nucleotides long. The record is from the annotation of a GenBank genome assembly. Lineage: Eukaryota; Metazoa; Cnidaria; Anthozoa; Malacalcyonacea; Plexauridae.